AUGGGUGUGACGUGUACUUGGGGCACAAGUGUAUGGUUCCCUCAAGCUACUCUAAAGUUUGCAUUCAUGGUCUGGUUGGCGACUAGAAAUAGACUUGCCACUAUGGACAGAGUGGCUAGCUGGAGUCCAGGGAUUGAUACUACUUGUUGCCUCUGCAAAAAUGCCUUGGAAACAAGAAACCACCUGUUCUUUGAGUGCUCAGUUUCAGCACACAUAUGGAAGCAACUCACUCAAGGUAUACUGCAAAGCUCGUUUGCUAGUAAUUGGGAUGUUAUCUCAAGUUUGAUCUCCUGCUCAUCUAUGGGGAAGCAGAAGAGGUUCUGCCUAAGAUAUGUGUUUCAAACCACAAUAUACAGCCUGUGGAGAGAGAGGAACAGGAGGCGACAUGGGGAAGCACCAACGCCUAAGGAGGUCUUGAUCAAGCAAAUAGAUAAGGCUGUGCAGAACAAGCUUAGUCUUAUGCAGUCCAAGCGAGUAAAAGGAUUUGAGGGAGUGCUACAAUACUGGUUUGGAACUAGGUUGUAA
Messenger RNA from Brassica napus (rape), 525 nucleotides. RefSeq lists its product as uncharacterized. The transcript has a single exon. The coding region runs from base 1 to 525 and encodes 174 amino acids. The record is from RefSeq and is a predicted model, not a curated record. Lineage: Eukaryota; Viridiplantae; Streptophyta; Magnoliopsida; Brassicales; Brassicaceae.